AUGAGACUUUCUACAAGACCCAGCUAUAUUUCGAAUAGUGCACGUUUAGAUAAUAAGAGUGCAAAUUCAAAAAAAUCUACCACAUAUUCUUUUGAACAGAAUGAAGAAAAUAGACGAAAUUUAUCUUCCAGAUUAAUAUGUACUAAAUAUUCAUGCAUAACUAUAUUGGGAGUUUUAUGUGUCCUUAUACUGAAUGUUUUCUUAACUAAAGAAAGUUCAUCAUCACUUAUAAAAAUAAAUUUUAAUAAUUCCAGAAAAUUAGCUGAAGCAUCUAUGGAAGAUAAUCAAAGUGUAAAACUCAAAAAUAGUUCUGAUAAUGAUGUUGAAGAUGAGAAUGAAAAUAGUGAAUAUGAACAAAAUAAUGAAUCUUUUUAUAAUAAAAGAUUUGAAGAAGAUAUACAAGAUAUAAUAAAUAGUACAUCUAUAGCUCCCUUAGAUGGAAAAUAUUAUGAUACCGUUGAACAAUGGAGUGAAGAAAAAAUAAAACAUAAUUUAAACAAAUUAGAUGAUAUACCUUCCAAAUUAGAUAUGCUUAUAAUAUGGACACAAGUACAAGGAAGUGAAAGACUUAAAACAUAUAGUAUGGUAUACACCUUAAGAAGAAUAUAUAAAAAUUUAAUAAAAGAAUAUAACUUAAAACAAAAACAUAAAGAAAUUGAAUGGCUUACACUCUGUUCUAAUGUUGCAACUUCACAAAUAUAUGAGGAAUAUAAAAAUAAUUUAUGUUUCUAUGCAUUAAUGAAUAAUGAAAAUGUAACAAAACAAGAAUUUACAGAUUUUAUUAAUAAUAUCAUACAUAAUUUUAGAUUUAUAAGAGAACAAGAAUUUGAUAAUGCUCAAGAAGACUUAUUUGAUAUACUUACACCAAAAAAUAUAAUUUAUCAAUAA
Molecule: messenger RNA, 888 nt
Organism: Plasmodium adleri (nom. inval.)
Lineage: Eukaryota; Apicomplexa; Aconoidasida; Haemosporida; Plasmodiidae
Product: Plasmodium exported protein (PHISTa-like), unknown function
Exons: 2
Coding region: 1-888 (295 amino acids)
Source: RefSeq, a predicted model, not a curated record